CAUCACCCGCCUGACCAGAAUCCCAGAUCAAUCACCGUCGCUUUCAUCUCCUUUUAUUUUUUCGUCUUCCUCCAUCGCUGAUGUUUCUCCAUUUCACCGCCCUCUUCAUCCUCAUCAAUUUCAAUCCAGAUCAAUCCAUACUCCAUCCCCUUUCCAUCACAUAUAAACCGUAUUUCGAUUAGAAUCACCCUUUCUAACAGUUCCACCUUCUUCUUCAUCAUCAUCAUCAUCAAUCCCCAUCCCUAUUUCCUACAAAAGUGCAUCUCAAAUUGUAAGUUGGCGUUGGGAACCAGGAUGUCGACUUCUCCCGAUUGUUUUGCAACUUCUCUCUUCUACACGGCUACACCUUGGCAGAAUGAGAGUAGUGUCGCAGCAAGGAAGAGCAAGUUGUACUACUCAUGGGCCAACUUUUCAUUUCUCCAUCGUCUAAAUCCAGAUCAACUUUUCAUCAACAGCUCUUCCUCUUCGCUCAUUGGGAUUAAUCCGAGUUUAGAAGCAACUCCUCUCUCCAUUUGGGUCUUAACUUCAGGAUGGGAUCCAUUUUAACCUUAAAGAGCAUGCUAUUGUUGAUUUCAAUGUUUCUGUAGAACUUCAUAUUUGAUAACUAUUGAGUUUUAGCAUAGUUAUUAAGUUUCCUGAUGAUUUGCCAACACAUGGGAAGAUUAACCCACGAUGGUAAAUGAAUCCAAAUGAGACAUAUUGUCAAUUGGUUCCCAUAACCAUUUUGGAUAUCUUGGAAGUGGAAUGAACUCUCAGUCUGGUCAGUCAAUGUGAUUUUAAAGACACCAGGGCGGAUCCUAAAUGAUUGAAGUUUAUAAUGUGGAAAUAUAUAUUGAAGGAAAGUUGAAUCUUUUCACUUUUGGCUUAGUUCUUAAAUAUCAUACUUUUGGAUUUGGAUAUGAUAUUUCAACUAGGAGCAAACAGGCCGGUCUAAGGGAAAUGUGAUGAAAAGUAUGAUAUGUGAAGAAUAUUCUAAGUUCCAAAAGAUAGCUUGAAUUUUGUGCUAAAUGAACUUCUCAGUUUUGUGGAGUCCUCAAUUUGGUUGUGAUAAAUUUCUUCAAUUACAGUGAAGAAAUAUGAUAAACAUUAUGACCCCGUUUUAUAGCACUAAAAUCGGCGGUUUUGGCUAAUUCUGCUGAAAUUUAUGAACUUCCGGUUGAAGUGGCUGCAUUGGCCGAUUAUACUGAUUUAAGAAAAAAUUAUUUAUAAAAUAUAUUUUAUUAACAAAAUAAAGAAAAAAUUAUAUGUAAAAAUAGCUAAAAUAGUCAUCUACAGUAACUUCAGCCAAUACAGCCAGAAAAGUAACUCCAACCUUACGUUUUCUGCUUAUCACACAAUCAGCGCGCGAAAGCAAAAAUUACGUGUUUGGUUAAAAAAUUGGCUGAUAAGGCUGAUAAGCCGGAAAACAGUGUUGUCAAACGGCCACUAUGUCAUAUGGUAAGAACAAACCUACUAAUGUGAUAACCAGCUUUUUACCUAUUUCUUUUUGUUCUUUUUGCAAUGUUCUAUAGCGUCUACAUCUUGAGUUUCUUAAAUGUUUGUGGAAGCAAUCACACUUCUUUUUUUCACCCCAGGGGGUGUUUGGGAGGCUGGGGUAAACUGGGACUUCACACUUAUACUUCAAUAGGAUUAAUUGGAAGAGGAAAUGAAAUACUUUGAUGAUCUGACAGUUAAUUUGCCAUUGGAUCAGUUAAUUAGUAAACCUCUGGAUGCAAGUGAUGCUUGGAUGUUUUAACAAAACACAAUUCUUGGAUGUGUUACAAUUAAAGACCACUACUCAUUUAUUCUUUUGGCAUUUUCGGCGAGGGGAGGGAAGCAAGGCCUUGUUCGUAUUUGUUCAGAAUUGUUGGUGGCUGGUCGGUUUUUGUUUGAACGAAGGAAGGAAGAUGGAGGAAUUGCUAACAAAUACAAGGAUAUGGCUAUCGGGGAUCAAGAGGAAGAACUGAUUUUCGAGCAGGAGUCGCUUGAGGAGGAAGGAGGUUCGGUCGCGGGAGACGUUUUUCCGGUAGUGGGGACUGUGAUUACAGAUAGGGUGGUGAAAUUUUCAGCUCUUCGAUAUCUCAUGGCCUCAAUCUGGAGGCCAGGUAAAGGUAUUUCAAUAAAGGAGAUCAGCGAAAAGAGGUAUAUGUUUACUUUCUAUCAUCAUAUUGAUAUGGAACAUGUACUUGAAGGUGGGCCGUGGAUUUUUUAACAGAAUUUGUUGAUUCUUCGGGCAUUGAAGCCUGGGGAUGUUCCUCUCUGUGUACCUCUGAAUGAGGCUGAGUUUUGGGUUCAGGUACACGACAUUCCUUAUGAUUUUAUGAAUUUGAGUUGGGGGUUGCUAGGAGAGUUGGGAACUAUAUUGAAAAAUUUAUCAGUUGGGAUAAUAAUCAGUUUGAUAAAAAAUGGAAGCCCUAUAUGAGGAUUAGGGUUUGUUUGGAUGUGGGGAAGCCUUUAAAGGUGGGAACCACUGUCAGGAAGGGCCAGGGUGAAGGGCACUGGGUUGACUUUAAGUAUGAGAAGUUGUCUAGUUUUUGUUUUUCCUGUGGUGUUAUAGGACAUGCUGGCAGGUUUUGUCCCCUGGUUUACGAGAACGAAUAUGUGGAUACCAAUAGGCUGUAUGGCGUCGGCCUACGUGCAGGAGGGGGGAAACACACAUGAUGAGGGAAAAUAAAUGGCUAGUUCUAGAAGGAUAAAGGGAGGGAAGCAAGGCAGACCGAGAGGAUGGUGGAAAAGCUGGUCCGAGCAGGAAAAGAUGGGCUAUUUCUUUAACUAGGAAUACUAAGAGCCGCUCGGAGGAUGAAGAAACAACGGUUGUGGAUGACAUUAGUGGAGAGUCAAAACGUAGAAGGACGUGGGAAGAGACCAGUGGCGAGAAAGACGAGGGGAGAGGAUGGCCUUGGACGACCCAAAAAACGGGGAGGGUUCGGGUCGAGACGCCUCGAACCGCCGAGCUCUUUAAAAAUGCUUUCAGAUGGGAACGGGUGCUGGUGCUCGUUCAUGUGCUUCAGGAUGCAAGUUAAUUUCCACGCUUUUACUAUUUUUAUUUUCAUGUUAUGCGAUCAGACUUUGUUUUUUUCCUUUACUAUCGUUUGGAUUUGUCAAACUCUUAUAUUAGGUGAGGGUGAUGAGGGUUUUGCUUUGACCACGUUUGGCUCGUGUAGACCCAAUACAGAAUCAGCGAAUCAUAUUGCUCUAUCUAGGGUGAUUGGUUCUCCAACUGUUUCGAGGGUCGGUGGCUGGAAGUGUUUCCUCUAUCAUUUGUGUCCCUUGCUGAAUGUUUUAUUAUCAAUAUAAGCCUCC
Messenger RNA from Cuscuta epithymum, 3282 nucleotides. NCBI's taxonomy places the organism in Eukaryota, Viridiplantae, Streptophyta, Magnoliopsida, Solanales, Convolvulaceae. The record is from the annotation of a GenBank genome assembly.